AUGUCAGCUUUCAAUGCUUUGAAUUUCACUUCUCAUGAUGAGCUGCUUGAAGCUGAAGAGCAUUCCAGGGAGUUACAAGUGGAAGAAAGCUUCAAGAUAUUCCAGGGUGCAUUAUAUGAUCUCAAGGCCAAACGUUAUGCAGAAGCGGAUGCCAAGUUUGAGGAUCUGUUUAGCAUGGAGGUGUUGAAGCCCAACAAGUGGGGCUUUUAUAAGUACUCGUCGCCAACUUUGGAUUCUCUCCGCUACUUGGCAUACAGGAACCGGGGGAUGUAUUAUUGCAGCUAUUUGAUAGAAAACUACUCAAAGUUGGAUCCUCAGGAUAUUGUCGACAACAUACUGAAGGUCGUGGAAAACCUGAUAGAAUCCAUUCAGCAUAGCGAAGCUGAUAUAUCCGUUACAAGACUUCUCACUCAAAUAUUUCGGAGCUAUAAAAGCAAGAAACUAGAACGGUUGAUACUGGAGUAUGAGCUGACUAAACCAGAGAACCAAUUGUUUUUGCUUGGAAGGAAGAAAAGGGGACUACUACCGAGUCUGGUAGAAAUCGUUGUCCAAUAUGAGAGCCUUUUAAAAGGCAUCAAAGCAGAUGAAUUGACUAGCAGGCUAAUCACAGAGGGAUUGCUUCCGGAAGGAGUUGUCGAAACAAUUUCGAGCACCUCUUUAGAUCAGAUUCUCUCGCGGAUAAAGAAAAUGAAGACGAUCGAUGAAUAUACGAUGAAGGAACUGGAUGCAUCUCAAGUCUCCUUACAAAAGUGCAGCUGGGAAGCUAUAGCUACAUCUCUGAAGCAACUAGUGCCUCAUAUCAAAACUUCCAUUCUUGUGACAAAGUCCACGGAUCCUUACCAUGAAGUGGAAUUCCCAAUUGAAACCGUUACUUUCAAGAUAACGGAGCCUGAUAAAAGUGCUUUAUUAUCGACACAAAUAUCAGAAGACCGGGAGGCCUCCGAAGAUCCAGAAAGCACCCGAGACUUGAGUCCCUCUGCAAACACUUUAGCAGCCCCCGGUGAAACAGGUGAGAAGACAGAGGAAGUCACACCAUCAGAUCAAGGCGGAAGAAAGCGCCCGAUCGAUGAUUCAGAAAGUCAGAAGUUCGUGCAACGAAGCAGUAAGCGUUUCAAAGAGAAAGACCAGGAGGCAACCGAAGAAGAUGCGCUUCGAGUUCACGUAAUCUUUUUGUCUGAGCUUUCAGCAAUGCUAGGCAUAUUGGGCCUUAGUGUGCCGUCUAAUAUCGAAAGUUUACCCAUCAGUAAGACCGAUUCAGACAAUAGAGAUCAGCUUCCGCAGUACGAUCUCAUAGAGUGCUUAAAGAGCUGGAAUAGCUGGCAUACUGAGAUAUAUAUGCGCAAUGAUAUUGGAUCAGCGCCCAAAUCGUCCAAAAAGUCGGCCGAUACUGAUUUUUUACAGGUAAACACUUUACUAAGAUCAAAUGUAUUUGGUGAUAAGAUUGUUGCCAUGGGAGAUUUUCCGGCUGUCGAUGACGAAGGUGCCAUGUCAUUCUUAGACGAGAUCAACAAGCAUCCGAUGCACUUCCAGGAGGUACGCUUUCGAUUACUCGUGCGUUUGCUCUCGAACGAUCGCAAUUCAGGGAUAAGGCCAAUUGUAGACCGGUCGUGGUCGUCCAAACUUUAUGAUGCCGUAGAAUGGUUCCUGUUUGGGGUUGAGAGAAAUCUUUACAAUUUCGUUUCCGAAAAUCUGGAAAGCCACUCAUACCUUGCUUUAUCAGUUCACGAGAUGUUGGUGAACAUCUUGGGGAGCGUCUGCGAAGAGAUUACAGCCAAGAAGUUACAUGGAAAUAAAAGCACUGAUUUAAACCAUCAACGAAAUCAACUGGAAAGCAAAAUUGAGAAGUGGCAUGCUUUAUUGCAGUUACAUAAGACGGAAGAUAAGAAAUGGUCGCUCUAUUUUGAAUGGUCUCACUAUUGUUUUCUCCAAUACUGUUGUGAGAUCAUAGACGACAGGUUGCUUGCAGCCCUCACGUCAAUUGAAAAAAGUCUAACUGCUCAACUGGAAGAUUUCCGCGCCGUUUUCCCUAAUUAUCGUCAUAUUCCACCAUUGCACAUCAAUGCGAUACACUCCCAAAGCCGUAGGAUACGAAUCAUCAGGCAGAUUAGCAUCAUCGACACAUCAGAAAACGGCCUAAAGGAUGAGGACGAACAGCAGAAUAUAAGCUUGCUUCGGCAAGUCCUUUUGCUGGAUAUCUAUCCUGAGAAGGAGCGGCCUGCUGAAAUUUUAGAAAUGUUGACUUUCAUAUCAGGUUCCCCAUUUUUAUUGAAGGUUAAGCUUUGGGAAGUCUUAUUCAAUUCAAGCUUGAAUAAAGGAGAUACAAAAAUUGUUUUGCAAAACUACUUUCAUGUUUUGACCUUUUUCUCCAAAUUCCUAUCUUCCGAUAACUAUUAUGAUCAACCGAUUAAAGUACGUCAGCAGCUACUUUUGAUAACUCUGAACAGCAUGGAGGAUUUUUCGUCAAAGCUUUUAGACUUCAUCCUACGGGACGGGCAGCUAUACGAUGGAUCUAUUAAUCGCUCUAAUUUUGAGCUGCUAAUACGGGCCUUUUUUCUAUUUUAUCCGGUGCUCUAUUUUGAAAGUUUGAGCAAAAGUGAUACCUCUCUCAAGUCAUUCUUUAGAAAAGCCACCAAAUCUUCUACCAAAAUGAAGAACGCUAUAGCCAAUCUGGCUACGCUAUUAAUAUACUUCUACGACAAGGAAGCCGCUACCAGAGUAUUGCCUCAAAGGAGCAUGCUUACAGCCGAGCUGAUUGAGUGCUUCCACCGUCUGCUCGGGGAAUUCAAGUUCUGUGAUGCGUCAGAGGGCAAUUUAUUGAAACUGUCAGAGAGUCUUCUUUGUCAAUCGACUGAUAACGGUUCAUUGGCACCACUGAAGCAGAUAUUGUGGUGCCGAUAUCACUAUCUCAUAGCUGGCGACAGCUUGCAACCCAAGCAACACGUUACCAAAGAAGUUCCAAUGGAUAAGUCAAACUCUUUAUCGCUGGGUAUUUAUCUCAUUAAGCUACAAUCUCAAGGAAGAAACCCCAUGCUGGCCAGUGGAAGUAAAGCCGCCUUGAAACCGGUAUUUGACAGCAUCAUUGAUACAGUGGGCGACCCCAUGAGCUCAGGAAACCAUAUUGUCGAGAGGAAUAAAUUUCUCCUAGAAAGAUACCUAGAAAGUUCAAUAACCACCAGAAUAUUUCAAGAAGCUUUUAUCGGAGAAAAUUGCUUGAUAUUAACUGCUCCCAACGAUGAACUACAGCAAUCAAUGGAUGCUGGCCUCUUCUAUGUGGCAAGCGUCCAGGCUUUGAACUUGUAUCGGACAAGAAAAAAAUCCAUGCAAGCACGUCCUUCGGAGCUGGACUCCAUCAUAGCUAUGCUGAAAACUGAUAUCAUCUACAAUACAGGGCGGUUUGAGAGCUGGUAUCUACUUGGAAGGUGCUACUCCUUCAUUGUCGAAGAUGACCUGAUGUGGACUUCGGACAAGCUCUCGGCAAUUGAAAAGAAAAGUACCAUAGCGCUGAAGCAGAGAAUGUCAAUCUUAUGCUACAUUAUGUCUUUGAAGCUUUUCUAUGCUAAAGGGGUCAAACAUUUUGAUGAUCAGCGAAUUGUCAAAAGAGUGCUUGAGGCAUUAGGUACUGAACUGAUUAGCGGGUCCCAUAAGCCAAUGGAAAAGCUAUGCUUCAGCUGGCGACGACCACAGAAUGUACUUCUACUGACGAAUGACGGUGAAGUAGCAGAGAGAAAGGAGGAAGAUAAUAUGUUGAUAUCAUCAUUCAAUAUUAAUCAGGCCAUACUUUUCUGCUUUCAUCGUGCCAAUCUAAUUGAUGAUAAAUCACCAGAAGAUAGCCACAGAAAUUGGAUGAAUUUCUAUAACAUAGGACGCAUAUUAUUCAAGAAUGACCGGUCGAAUUUCUGGAAACAGGCCAGCGAGAAUAUUUUAGAAUCAUGCCGCCUUGCUGUGGAGAGUUCGGCACCAAAGGAUGCCACCAUUGAGCCCCAUUAUUACCUUGUCGACCUAUGCUACAAGACUGUCAAAGAGGCUCUAGCCAAUCCGGCUAUGAUGUUGGAAGUCUUGUCAAAAGAUAAUUCAUUUUUCAAGCAGGGAGACACUUUCUGGAACCUUGAUAAUAGCUUAACCUUGGAUUACCAGAAGAAAGUCUUUUAUGACAAGGUUAUCAAAUUGUUGACGUUCAUUUUAGCGUCGGAUAAAAAGAAGUGGCAUCACAGGCCGAAGUACAGAAUCGCAAAGAUCCUACUCGAUGAAUUCAAUAAUGUCGAGGGCGCCCUAAACGAGAUUGGAGCUCUCAUGUCUAUCAAGAGCACCCAUAAAAACUUAGUGAACAUCUGGAAACCUGACCACGAGCGCGCAGGAAAGCACUUCGUCUACGCAUACCAAUAUGUGAUGUUCUAUUUGGACCUCUUACGUCGCAUGGGCGACUUCAACUCCAUCGGCCUUGUGUGCAAGAAGAUCCGCAGGUUCGGCUCAGGCAUGGCCUAUGUUAACAAGGCUGCCGAACAUGCAACAGCUCUCUACAACCAAUGUGCAGGGGACCGUCUCCAACUGGAUGAGAAGACGUAUGUUGAAAAGAUCCUCCCUUCUCUCAACUAUCAGCAUUUUCUGAGAGCUAGCGAAGAGCUAUGCAAGACGUUCCAGCCAAGAGAUUACACAGAAGAAACACUACAGGCGCUGAAAAUAUCCUACCAGUUGAAGAAGGGGAACAACGGCAUUGCAUUUGACGGCAUAUGCCUGUCAAUCUUCCUAAAAUUUUUCUAUCUACCGAAGUGCAAUGAGUUUUCUUUAGAGGAUAAGUCAUCGCCUGAGCAGACCUCGGCCAAAGAACUUCAACAAGAACCAAGACAGCUGGUCAUCUCCAGCACCACAACCAGCAGGCCAUCCUCCCAAACAGCAUCAAGCCAGAAAUCGGCCAUACCAAGGAAGCGUGUGAGCAAGAAGGAUGCCUUCGACAAGAUCAGAUUGAUAGUGGAAAAAAUCACGUGA
Molecule: messenger RNA, 4983 nt
Organism: Torulaspora globosa
Lineage: Eukaryota; Fungi; Ascomycota; Saccharomycetes; Saccharomycetales; Saccharomycetaceae
Gene: HIR3
Product: Hir3p
Exons: 1
Coding region: 1-4983 (1660 amino acids)
Biological process (GO): chromatin organization
Cellular component (GO): HIR complex; nucleus
Molecular function (GO): nucleosome binding
Source: RefSeq, a predicted model, not a curated record